AUGGAACAAGAACCCCACAUAGCUAUUUUUCCAAGUCCAGGGAUGGGACAUCUCAUCCCUCUUCUGGAGCUUGCAAAGCUACUUGCUCUCCAUCACAACUUCCACAUCACCUGUAUCAUUUCCGUACUUGGGUCUCCAUCCAAAGCCAUGAAAGAGGUCCUCCAAGCCUUGCCCACCAGCAUAGACCAUGUCUUUCUUCCUCCAGUGAGCCCUGAGGACCUCGAAGGCUUACUACCUGAAGUCCAAACUAUUCUCACCUUGACCCGGUCACUGCCAUCUCUUCGUGAUGUGUUGAAGUCUUCUCGGUUUGCUGCUUUUAUCGUUGACACUUUUGGCAUGGAUGCACUAGAUGUUGCUAAGGAAUUCAACAUCUCACCCUACAUCUUCUUCUUGUCAAAUGCUUUUGCGUUGUCGUUGGUUUUGCAUUUGCCAAAGCUAGAUGAGACAAUUUCAGGCGAGUAUAGAGACCAAGCAGAACCAUUGAAACUUCCAGGGUGCGUACCUAUUCACGGUAGAGAUCUUGCAGAACCGGUUCAAGAUCGAACAAGUGACUGGUAUAAAAUGUUUCUUCGCAGCACAAAACGGAUGCGAUUAGCCGAGGGUAUUAUGUUUAAUACUUUCAUGGAAUUGGAAGAAAAUGCAAUAAAAGCACUGUUAGAUGAAGAAGCUAAAAGUCUCCCACUUUAUCCAAUUGGACCCAUCAUUCAAACUGGUUCUAGCAAUCAAGUUAAAGGGUCAGAGGACUCAGACUGCUUACGAUGGUUGGACAAUCAGCCACAUGGCUCUGUCCUAUUUGUUUGUUUUGGGAGUGGUGGGACCCUCUCAUAUGAACAAACCAAUGAGCUAGCCUUUGGAUUGGAAUUGAGUGAGCAAAAAUUCUUAUGGGUUGUAAGAACUCCAAAUAAUGAAUCCGCUGAUGCUGCAUACCAUAGUGACCAAACCCUUGAAAACAACCCACUUACUUCCUUACCAAAAGGGUUUGUAGAGAGAACCAAAGGCCAGGGUCUAGUGGUUCCCUCAUGGGCACCACAAAUCCAAGUCCUUAGCCACAGUUCCACAGGUGGGUUCUUAAGUCACUGUGGUUGGAAUUCGACCCUAGAAAGUAUCUUGCAGGGCAUACCAUUAAUUGCAUGGCCACUUUUCGCAGAGCAAAGAAUGAAUGCAGUACUACUAGCUGAGGAUCUAAAAGUGGCACUUAGACCAAAAGCUAAUGAGAAAGGCCUAGUGGACCGAGAGGAAAUUGCGAAAGUUGUAAAGGGUCUCAUGGUUGGAGAAGAGGGGAAGAAAGUUCAUAGCCGUAUGAAAGAUCUAAAGGAUGCUGCUGAGAAAGCACUAAGUGCAGAUGGGUCUUCGACAAAGGCACUCACUGAUUUAGCAUCACAUUGGACAAAUCAAGCUCGCUUUUAGGACAUGAUUUAGGAUGUGUUUAAGUACUUCAAGAAACCAUAUUUCAAGAUCAAGUGUUGAAACCUUCAAGUCUAUCCAAGAAAACAAGCUGAAAGUGCAAAAUUACUAAAGCUCGACAGCUAGCUUGACAACUAGCAUGUGUCAAGGUGUAGGGAAGCUGUUCAGCCCAUGUGCUCGACACCUACUCGACAGCUGCUCGACACUUCCUAUCUGUCGAGGUUUAAGAAUUUCAGAAUUCUUGAUUUGAUUUUCUUGGGAUCUGUGAAUGUGUCUUUGGACUUUCUUUUCUCCUAACCCUAGACCUAUAAAAGAAUUGUUCUAAGGGCCGUCAAACAGUUUACAAGUUGCACAAGUAUUGAGCAAACUCUGUUCAAGCAAAUUGUGAUCGGAGACGAAGUUCUUGCCCUAGUUCAUCUCUUUCUCUUGAAGAAGUUGUUGUGUAUGUGCACCGUAGGGUUUUGUGACCAAGCAUCUUCUUGAUCUUCAUCGUGUGGAUGAAUUGAAGAACUUUGCAGCCAACAACCUUCUUAGUUGGUGAUUGAAGUUGUGUACUGGGAUCCACGCAAUUGGUUAGUCACGUACUUGGGAGCCGUGCAUUGAAAGGGGAACUGUCACUACAGAACAAGUCCAAUUGGGUAUUGGGGUAAGGGUUCACUGUAGGUUGGUAAGGUAUUUGGGAUUCCUUUACUUGUAACCGCUUGUUAUGAUAAUAGUGGAGUUUCGGGAGUGGUGACCUGAAAAUCACCCGGUGGGUUUUUUGCCAUGUAGGUUUUUCUUAUUCGUAAACAAAUCACCGUGUCUUUUAUUUUCUGCUGCA
Quercus robur (English oak) is the source of this 2224-nucleotide messenger RNA. RefSeq names its product hydroquinone glucosyltransferase-like. Lineage: Eukaryota; Viridiplantae; Streptophyta; Magnoliopsida; Fagales; Fagaceae. Gene Ontology annotation, molecular function: UDP-glycosyltransferase activity. The record is from RefSeq and is a predicted model, not a curated record. Bases 1 to 1407 code for a protein of 468 amino acids. The transcript is spliced from 3 exons.